Molecule: messenger RNA, 2064 nt
Organism: Brachypodium distachyon (stiff brome)
Lineage: Eukaryota; Viridiplantae; Streptophyta; Magnoliopsida; Poales; Poaceae
Product: cytochrome P450 72A13
Exons: 5
Coding region: 84-1670 (528 amino acids)
Molecular function (GO): heme binding; monooxygenase activity; oxidoreductase activity, acting on paired donors, with incorporation or reduction of molecular oxygen
Source: RefSeq, a predicted model, not a curated record
GCCUCCUCUGUUGUACAGGCAGUACAGGGGUCACUCCACAAUAGUACACAGUUUGGUUUAAAAGCCUCAGAAGUCAGAUACUAAUGGAGGUCGACGUAGCAGCAACGGCACUCGUCGGUGAUGUGGCUUUUCCAUGGCCGUGGAGCCUGCUCUGCGGUCUCGCUGCCCUGCUCGUCCUGUGGGCAGCCUCCCAGGCAGCCGAGGGAUGCUGGCUGAGGCCCCGGCGGCUUGGCCGGGCGCUCCGAUCGCAGGGGCUCGGGGGCACGGCGUAUCGCUUCCCGGCCGGGGAUCUCAUGGAGAACGACCAGCUCAACAAAGAGGCGCGGUCCAAGCCCAUGCCACGGUGCCACGAUAUUGUGUCCCGCGUCGUCCCACAGCUCUACAACACUGUCAAGGAGCACGGUAACCUUUGCAUAACAUGGUUUGGCCCGGUCCCGAGGGUGAUCAUCGCAGAGCCAGAGCUAGUGAGAGAUAUCCUAUCCAACAAAUCUGGCCAUUUCGAGAAGUUCACAUUCAAACGUCUGGGAAAGCUCAUAGCCCUUGGGCUUGCGAGCUACGAUGGCGAGAAAUGGGCGAGGCACCGGAGGAUUCUGAACCCAGCUUUCCAUCUCGAAAAGCUCAAGGGCAUGUCACCGGCUUUCUCGACGUGCUGCACUGAGCUGAUUGAUAGUUGGGAAAGUAAACUAGCUAAUUCAGAUGGAUCACAAGAAAUAGACAUUUGGAAAGAGUUCCAGAACCUCAGUGGAGACGUGAUCUCACGCACGGCUUUCGGAAGCAGCUUCAUGGAAGGACGAAGGAUCUUCCAACUUCAAGCAGAACAAGCCGAGCGAGUAAUCAAAGCGUUUCAGUAUAUUUACAUCCCAGGUUACUUAUUCUUUCCUACUGAAAACAACAAGAGGAUGAGGGAAAUCAAUCGGGAGAUCGAAGGGCUCCUGAGAGGCAUCAUUGAGAAGAGAGAGAGCACAAAAGAGAGCAAUGAGCAUGGAGACGAUUUGCUUGGUUUGCUGCUGCAAUCGAAUAAGGCCAGUGGGACAUCUAGCCUGAGGAUGAGCAUAGAGGAUGUGAUUGAGGAGUGCAAGCUCUUCUACUUUGCGGGGAUGGAGACUACAUCAGUGUUGCUCACAUGGACACUUGUCGUGCUCAGCAUGCACCCCGAGUGGCAGGAUAAAGCGAGGGAGGAGGUUCUAAGCGUGUUUGGCAAGGACAAGCCCAGCUUCGACUGUAUGAAUCGACUGAAAACGGUGACAAUGAUAUUGUACGAGGUGCUCAGGUUGUACCCACCAGUAGUCACGCUGAAUCGAAAGACAUUCAAAGAAAUGCGUAUAGGAGACAUCUCAUACCCUGCAGGGAUAGUCGUUGAGUUGCCUGUAAUCUUGGUCCACCACAAUCCAAACAUAUGGGGAAAAGACGUGUUGGAGUUCAAGCCCCAGAGGUUUGCGGAGGGGAUUUCCAAAGCGACCAAGGACCGACCAGCUUUCUUCCCAUUCGGUUCGGGGCCGAGGAUCUGCAUCGGUCAGAACUUUGCAAUGCUCGAGGCUAAGAUGGCACUAAGCAUGAUCCUUCAGCGUUUUGAGUUUGAACUCUCAUUGUCAUAUGCCCAUGCACCAUACACUGUCGUCACACUGCAUCCUCAACAUGGUGCACAAAUUAUAAUCAAGAGCCUCAGAUGAUUAUCAUAUCUGGAAUCUCCGUGGACAUAUCUGUCGCGGGGUAGUCUUUUUUCCGAAUGGGCGUGCGGUGGAAAACAGUGACAACUUGUAACAAUAGGCAUAUAAAUUUAUCACGAGUAAUAAAUUUUAAGAUGACGAGAUAAGUUGUAGAGUGAGUGCUAUAAAUUAAUUAUGAUGUGGUUAUUGGUUGUAAAGACAGAAAGCGUUACACGCUUAUACUGGAGCCACAUAUGUACUAGUCUGGUGGUCCCUAGCCAUGACAUGACAUGUUUGAUGUUGUGUCACAUGCUAAAUAUACCACUAUGAUGUGAAUUUGGUGCAUAUACAUUAGUAUAAAAUUGUAUUAUCAGCGACACUUAUUAUAUAUUGGAGGGAGUAGUAUGAUACUAUUGAA